Molecule: messenger RNA, 2645 nt
Organism: Lingula anatina
Lineage: Eukaryota; Metazoa; Brachiopoda; Lingulata; Lingulida; Lingulidae
Product: mitogen-activated protein kinase kinase kinase 15-like
Biological process (GO): MAPK cascade; protein phosphorylation
Molecular function (GO): ATP binding; protein kinase activity
Source: RefSeq, a predicted model, not a curated record
CAUUAACAUGUGACCUCGAUUCUGUGGGGGAUGGAGGUCGCAUGCUCAUAUAUGCUCAACAUAGCCAUUGAGAACCUCAGUGAAUCAACGUGAUAUGUGUUUUUAGAGCAAUCUAUGUUUUUUAUGGAGGAUUUGGUAUUUGUGAAUCAGCAAAACAGUGUAGUGGAGAUGUAUACAUAAACAUGGAUACAAGGCAGAUGAUAGAACAAAGAUGGCUCUCAGGUGGCCUUUUUCCUAGCAGCAAUGAUGCCAAAAUGAAGGUGGUAUGCGUGAUUGACCGCAGUCCGUCAGCUCCACCCAUCAGGCAGAGAGUCUAUGAAGAGAUCGAGAAAGCAUGUAAAAGCUUUGAUGCCACCAUCCAGCACAUCAGCUUUGAGAAGCUAGACUUUGGUGAGACCAGCGUGUUGGACAGUUUUUACAAUGCAGACGUCAGCAUCAGCGAGGCCUCAGUCCAGACCCAGCAGUCGGCCUUGUUCUACCACAUCGGGGUGCGGGAGAGCAUGGGCAUGGAUGAUAACUUUAUUCUCUUCCACGACACUGACCCAGAGCAGACAUUAGCUCUUAAGCUAUCAUGUGUGGGGAAUGUGUUUUUCCCCUACCUAGAGGAUGAGAACCACACGGUGUAUGUGACAGAGGAGGAGGAUGGGAUGAAAAUCUCGUUAGAUGGGGAUGCAUGUUUGUACCCCAAUAAGUACUCCCUCUCUGCAAGACUCAAGAGGGGCAUCAAGCAGAUUGAGACGUCAACAAACAUUCACAUGAAGGAAAGGUUUUUGUCAGAUCUCAGAAAGGCAAGAGAGAAUCUGAAAGGGGAAGAAUUAGCCAAGACCCUGUCUAAUAUGAGGAACAGGUUUGAUGAUCCACAGCUGUUAUCACUGGACAUUGUACUGAAUAUGCUACUCUCGUAUAGAGAUAUUCAGGACUACCAUGCCAUGGUGACAUUAGUUCAGGAUGUACAGGCCAUUACAAAUGAGCAGUGUAGUAAAAUAGUGGAGAUCCCAGCUAUACAACAGCUGUAUGCAUUUGCUCUCAACAGAAGAAACAAAAAAGGAGAUAGAGACAAAGCAUUAGAGGUGAUUCUCAAGGCCAUUAACAAACAGGACCCUCCUGUACCUGAUAUGAUCUGUCUGUGUGGCAGAAUAUACAAGGAUAUCUUUGUAGAAUCUGACUGCAAAGACACUGCUGCUAGAGACAAGGCCAUUCAGUGGUAUCGCAAAGGAUUUGAAGUACAUCCUAAUGAAUACGCAGGAAUAAAUCUAGCCACUCUUUUGGUUAUCUCAGGGAAAGAAUUUGCAAAGUCUUCAGAAUUACAGAGGAUUGGCAUGACCCUUAACCAGUUAAUAGGCAGAAAAGGCAGUUUGAUGUCCCUGACAGACUACUGGGAUGUAGCAACAUUCUUUGAAAUCUGUGUUCUGGCUGAGGACUAUGGCAAAGCAAACCAGGCAGCAGAGUGCAUGUUCCGUCUGGAACCUCCCAUAUGGUAUCUGAAAUCCACUGUGAACAACAUAGUGCUCAUCAACACAUGUAGAAAGAAAAAUGAGGACCGCAUUGUCAGUGAAGAGGAACAGAUAUUUAACUUCUGGAUGGAUUUCUUUAUGGAAGCUGCAAAAGAAAUAUCGUCAGACUUGAGAUAUCCUGUUUUGGUGUUGGAACCGAAUCGUGUGUACCAGCCAAGCUAUGUACAGAUUAAUAAUGAGAGCUCUUCUGAAGAUGACUUGGAUGAACCGUCUGUGCGUCUGUGGCAUUGCGGAGCCCCACGUAACUGCAAACAGAUUCAUCAGUGGACCUUUCCAGCCUCCUCAAUCAAGGGAGUAAGCAUCUACAAGAGAGAUAAAAGGGCCGUGUUUUUGUAUGUGCAGCAGAAUUCAGAUGACUUUCAGAUAUUUUUCCCUUCUGAAACACAGAAACAUAGGUUCUAUGAUCUGGUCUCCGAUAUGAUAGAAGACAAGGAAGGUACUGUGCUGGAUUUGGAAAUGGAGUACACGUCCAGUCAUCCUAUACAGUAUGAGUAUGAGAUUGAUGAGAAAGGCAAUAGGGUGAUCCUGGGCAGAGGAACGUAUGGAGUAGUUGUCGCUGCACGGGACUUGACAACUCAAGUCAGAAUUGCCAUAAAGGAAGUCCCAGAGAAAAAUAUAGAAGAGGUGCAGCCAUUGCAUGAAGAGAUUCGUCUUCACUCUCGACUUAGCCACAAGAAUAUUGUGAAAUACUUGGGUUCGAUCAGCGAAGAUGGUUUCUUUAAAAUAUUCAUGGAGCAAGUCCCAGGAGGAAGUCUCUCCACCUUGCUUAGGUCUAAGUGGGGGCCUCUUAAAGACAAUGAAGCCACAAUAGCAUUCUACACUAGGCAGAUCUUGGAAGGACUAAGAUACCUGCAUGACAAUAAGAUCGUUCACCGUGACAUCAAAGGUGACAAUGUCCUUGUCAACACAUACAGUGGUGUCCUCAAGAUCUCUGACUUUGGGACGUCAAAGAGACUAUCAGGACUACACAACUUUACAGAGACAUUUGCAGGUACACUACAGUACAUGGCACCAGAAGUGAUUGACAGAGGAGCAAGAGGAUAUGGUGCACCGGCAGAUAUAUGGUCACUGGGCUGCACUGUGAUAGAAAUGGCUACAGGAAAACCUCCAUUCAUUGAGAGUGCCCAUUAA